UGUUACUGGUCCUGUUAUUUGGCUUGGGCAGGAACGGGUGUUUUUUCAGGAGGGAAACUUCACCGGGCUUUAUCCCGAUUUAAACACGACUAAUUCAGCCAGUUAAAAAAAUACGAGUCAUUAUAGCCAUAUUGAAAGCAGUAUAUCCUUCGUGUCAGACUCAUUAAAGAAAAAUCUUCGUCCAGUUCAAGGAGCCCACCAGUCAUGUCUGGCAUUGCAUUGAGCCGGCUUGCUCAGGAGCGGAAAGCGUGGCGGAAAGACCACCCUUUCGGCUUUGUGGCUGUGCCGACGAAAAACCCAGAUGGAACGAUGAACUUGAUGAACUGGGAAUGUGCUAUUCCUGGGAAGAAGGGGACCCCAUGGGAAGGAGGCUUGUUCAAACUGCGGAUGCUGUUCAAGGAUGACUAUCCUUCCUCGCCCCCAAAGUGUAAAUUUGAGCCUCCACUCUUCCAUCCUAACGUAUAUCCGUCAGGCACAGUAUGCCUAUCCAUUCUAGAGGAAGACAAGGACUGGCGACCAGCCAUCACCAUCAAGCAGAUCCUAUUAGGAAUACAGGAACUCUUAAAUGAGCCCAAUAUCCAGGAUCCAGCCCAAGCAGAGGCAUACACAAUUUACUGCCAAAACAGAGUAGAAUAUGAAAAAAGAGUUCGAGCACAGGCCAAAAAAUUCUCCCCUUCAUAAGGGUGAAGAUAGUUCGGCUUCGGCAGAAGGAAUGGAUCAAACGUGGAUCACCGCCCCUAUUUCUCUAUGAAUGUGCCCCUCUCACAUCGGGACUCGCUUAUAAGGACUUCUAUUUAAAACUCUUGACAGGCAUUCUGUGCCAUCUUCUACUCUGACCAACCCCCCUCCCCCUUUUUGUUAAACUGCUGGGCUGGUGUGUGGCGGGUGCAAGGAGGAAAUGGGUGCCGUAGCACCCCGGCCGCUUCCUUUUAGCUGAUUUACUUGUCUUAUGGUGCGAGGGACACAGCAAAGUACCGGUUUCACCAUCGACUCAAAAAUAAUCCGAUCUUCAUCCUCUUUAGAGGAAGAGAACGUCUUAGUUGUCUUUAGGUUUUUUUGGGUUGUUUUUACUCUCAAAGAUGGUCUAUUCCUUAAACCCCUCCCCUCUCAUAUUUCCAUGAUUUUAAUUACGUAAAAUGUGCUAAUUACUUAAUUGUCAGUAUUUCAACUGCUGUAUAAUGAAUGGCACUUUUAUACUGUCAUCUCACAUUUGUCUCUAGUUUGCUCUGUCUGAUUCUCUUAUGCAGGUUUUCUAUUCAGCAUGCUGUAAUAUAAGAAAGUCUGCUGUCUUUUUGUUAUUUGGAGUGUUUGCUAUGAAAAAAGAAAAUGGCCACAUUGACUCGCAAGGCAGGUAGGCUUACGUCUGUAUCAGUCUUUAUGUUUAUAUGGUGCUUUGUUCAUGUAUGUGUUAGAGUAAAUAAACUGUUUCUAUAAAGCCAUUGUUACUGUCUCGAGCAGUAAAACUAAUGGUUAACAAAUGUUGGCAUAGAAAUGUUAUAAUAUCUAUAGCUGACACACCCCUGCCCCCCAUGAAACUCUAUUUAAGACAUUUUCUAUAUACCAUAUUUUGUACACAUACUAUAUUAAAACAUGUUUGUUUGCACAUCAUGAUACAGAGUAAGACCGCUCGCUUUAUCAACUGGCAAGACAUUUGAGUUCCAUCUUUUGAGAGUGAAGAAGAAAAACAAUGGUCAUAAUAAAGGAUAUUUGCCCCUUAUUUACUAAAAAAGUAAGAAUUAAUCACUUUUUCUGUAGAUGAAGCGCAAAUGCGGAUUAUUUACAAUACGUUUUCCAGCCUCAUAUGUUAGAAUGGAAGUCGGGCACAAUAUGCCUAUACAUUCUAGGGGACAAAAAUUCUAAAUCAGUUUUCACUUUGUCAUUUUGGGGUGUUAUGUGUCAAUUGAGGAAAUUGUUUUAUUUAAUACUUUUUAGAAUACGGCUGUAACGUAACAAGUGUGGAAAAAGUCAAGGUCUGAAUACUUUCCAACUGCACUGUACACAUGAUCCAGGAUGGCCCCAAAGACGACCUGUCUAACCCAGCAUCUGAUGCACUUGUCCUGGGAAUUUCUUAUGCCUCAUUUCUUGGGGCACUGCUCCUGGCUCACAGAUGGCCCACCGGAAAGUGUGUCUGAGGCAGUGUCUAGACUUGACAGUUCAUGCAGCUUUUGUAUUCUGAUCAUGAAAUUGCAGACACGUCAUGAAAAUAAACCUACAUUUUAAAUGUCUACCAUGUCACGUGCGACUUCUGCUAACAAACUGAAGAUCGCAUUGAAACGACCGGUCUAGACACACAAGUUGCAUUGUGGUUGGAUUGUGUUCAGAUCUGGCUGACAACUUCAGGAGGUGGUCAGGGACUCUGUGUGCAGAAUGUUCCUUAAGACAAUUAAGGUAAGGGCCGUUUGUCAUCUUGUUCUCAACACCAAUUUUCUGGUUAACUUUGCUAUUAUGCACAUAGCAACAUUGGCUAGGAAAAGGUGCGAGUUCAACAGCGCACUGGUGUGUUUCAGAACCGCCGACACGUUGGGUAGUGGUCGCUGUUGGCGGUUCUGAAACACAUCAGUGCGCUGUUGAAUUGGCACCUUUUCCUAGCCAAUGUUGCUAUGUACCUAAUAGCAAAGUUAACCAGCAAAUUGGUGUUGAGAACAAGAUGACAAACGGCCCUUACCUUAAUUGUCUUAAGAAAAGUGAGGAGAGGGGAAACCAACUUUAUUAGGUCUAUAAUCAAUAGCCUAACUAUUAACUGUGCCUGGCUUUAUAAAUAAUCUCUGUGUGUAUGUACAGUUGAAGUCGGAAGUUUACAUACACCUUAGCUAAAUACAUUUGAACUCAGUUUUUCACAAUUCCUGACAUUUAAUCCUAGUACAAAUUCCCUGUCAGUUAGGAUCACUACUUUAUUUUAAGAAUGAAAUGUCAGAAUAAUAGUUGAGAGAAUGAUUGAUUUUUCAGCUUUUAUUUCUUACACCACAUUCCCAGUGGGUCAGAAGUUUACCUUUAAAUUGUUUAACUUGGGUCAAACAUUUUGGGUAGCCUUCCACAAGCUUCCCACAAUAAGUUGGGUGAAUUGUGGCCCAUUCCUCCUGACAGAGCUGGAGUAACUGAGUCAGGUUUGCAGGCCUCCUUGCUCACACACGCUUUUUCAGUUUUGCCUACAAAUGUUCUAUGGGAUUGAGGUCAGGGCAUUGUGAUGGCCACUCCAAUAGCUUGACUUUAUUGGCCGUAAGCCAUUUUGCAACUUUGGAAGUAUGCUUGGGGGUCAUUGUCCAUUUGGAAGACCCAUUUGCGACCAAGCCUUAGCUUCCUGACUGAUGUCUUGAUGUUGCUUCAAUAUAUCCACAGAAUUUAACCCCCCCAUGAUGCCAUCUAUUUUGUGAAGUGCACCAGUCCCUCCUUCAGCAAAGCACCCCCACAACAUGAUGCUGCCACCCCCGUGCUUCACGGUUGGAAUAGUGUUCUUCGGCUUGCAAGCCUCCCCCUUUUUCCUCCAAACAUAACGAUGGUCAUUGUGGCCAAACAGUUCUAUUUUUGUUUCAUCAGACCAAAAGUACUAGCUUUGUCCCCAUGUGCAGUUGCAAACCGUAGUCUGGCUUUUUUAUGGAGGUUUUGGAGCAAUGGCUUCUUCCUUGCUGAGUGGCCCUUCAGGUUAUGUCGAUAUAGGACUCGUUUUACUGUGGAUAGAGAUACUUUUGUACCUGUUUCCACCAGCAUCUUCACAAGGUCCUUUGCGGUUGUUCUGGGAUUGAGUUGCACUUUUCGCACCAGAGUACGUUCAUCACUAGGGGACAGAACACGUCUCCUUCCUGAGCGGUAUGACGGCUGCGUGGACCCAUGGUGUUUAUACUUGCGUUCUAUUGUUUGUACAGAUGAACAUGGUACCUUCAGGCAUUUGGAAAUUGCUCCCAACCUGAAUUGUGGAGGUCUACAAAAAAAAAAUCUAAGUUCUUGCCUAAUUUCUUUUGAUUUUUCCAUGAUGUCAAGCAAAGAGUCACUGAGUUUGAAGGUAGGCCUUGAAAUACAUCCACAACUCAAAUGACUUGACUCAAAUGAUGUCAAUUAGCCUCUGAACCUUUUAAAAUGGAAUUUUCUGGAAUUUUCCACGCUGUUUAAAGGCACAGUCAACUUAGUGUAUGUACACUUCUGACCCACUGGAAUUGUGAUACAGUGAAUUAAGUGAAAUAAUCCUUCUGUAAACAAUUGUUGGAAAAAUUACUUGUGUUAUGCACAAAGUAGAUGUCCUAACCGACUUGCCACUAACUAUAGUUUGUUAACAAGAAAUUUGUGGAGUAGUUGAAAAACGAGUUUUAAUGACUCCAACCUAAGUGUAUGUAAACUUCCGACUUCAACUGUAUAUACAGUCAUUGGUCUAGACUUGGCUUCGGAUAGUAUACAAGCGGUACGGGACUUGUCUAUUUCCCCAAAGUGAGAGACCGAACAGGUAAUUGAAAUAGAACUUAAAGCUACCUAAUGUAGCCCCGGUUCUAUGACCUUAUGAGUCAGAUCUCACCGUGUUACCCUUCAAGGUGUGCGUAAGGAAGAUGUACUUAGAAGUGAAGAUGGGAGAGGACAACUUCCCCUUAUAUGGGAAGUGGAUAGGUCCACUAUUGGCCGUUGCUCCUGUCUGUCUACGACAGACGUUGUGUGAUUGGAUCUUCCUAGACUCUGCCCCUAAUGGGACGUUACCCAAAAGUGAGAGACCUUUCAUGUUAUCAAAGAACUGUGAUUAUAUUAGGUAACCUUAAUUUUCCACAGUCCAAGAAUGACAUGAUCUCUUCUACCUCACACAGUAGAUGUUGUCAUUAAAGAUAAGGUCAUCCAAACUAACCUUACAAUUGGAAUGUAAGCACAGAAUUAGCAGCGCUGGAACUGGCACAAAAUGUUGUGUUCAUUGGAAAUUCUGCAACUGAGGGGGACAAGGAACAUUGGGCUCAAAUGUUUCUGGUAAAGUUCCAAAUGUCUUGACCAAACCAUACCUUGUUGUAUGGCUUCAGUCCUCCCAUCAACCUCUGAUGCCCAUUCACUCCACUGGCCUUGAAAGGGAUGUUUGUUGGGGAUGGACCUCACUUUUACUGUGUCUUGCUCAAAAUGUUCAUUGUUCACUGAGAUGUUGAGUGGCGAGCCUCGGCAAACUGGAGGAAAAAUAUUUGAGGAAAUAGAUUUAUUCACUAGCUUUAUUUUUAAAACAUUUUUAGCAGGAUUUGAGUGUCUUACCUUGCCUUGGUGGCCACUUAUGUAGUACAAGUUGGUACUUCAAGUUGUCAAUCAGAAGAUUGUUAGGUAAAUAUUUGUCGUAUUGACUUGACAUCCUGGUGACGGUGAGAUUGAAUGGUUUAUUGGGUUUGACUGGGGAGAGAAAGACACUUUGGUGUCAAAGAUCCGGCAUGGAACUGAUGUCCUCAAAAAUAAAAGCUUCCUGUUACACUUUA
Oncorhynchus kisutch (coho salmon) is the source of this 5420-nucleotide messenger RNA. RefSeq names its product SUMO-conjugating enzyme UBC9-B-like. The coding region runs from base 205 to 681 and encodes 158 amino acids. The transcript has 8 exons. The record is from RefSeq and is a predicted model, not a curated record. NCBI's taxonomy places the organism in Eukaryota, Metazoa, Chordata, Actinopteri, Salmoniformes, Salmonidae.